CUUACUCGGAGCUUGUCUUGCCGUUUCGCCUCAAAUCGAGGCAGUAGCAGAAGAGAUCGGCUAUGCUCACUGAAAUUUUAACCUAUUUCGUUGUUCUGGGACACGUAUUAGUUUGUCCCUAUACUAAAGUUGAGGAGAGUUUUAAUCUACAAGCUUCACAUGAUAUUCUGUACCAUGGUCUGAAUAUAACGCAGUAUGACCACUUAGAAUUUCCUGGAGUGGUACCAAGGACUUUCCUGGGAACUCUAUUUGUAUCUGCCGUCUCAUGGCCUCUGGUCACUCUGGCUCACUAUGCUGGACUGACCAAACUAGUCAGUCAGUUGAUUGUGCGCGGUGUUCUUGGUGUAUGUGUGGCGUGGUCACUACUACAAUUUAAGAAUGCAGUGUCAGGAAUAUUUGGUCAAAUGGCUGGAAAGUGGUUACUGCUGGUCACCAUGUCACAGUUCCAUUUCAUGUUUUAUGCAUCAAGGACUCUGCCAAAUAUAUUUGCCUUAGCAUUAGUCCUGCUGGCCCUGAAGGCGUGGCUGAAACAAGAUCACGCCCAUUAUGUGUGGCUAUCUGGCUGUGCUGUGAUCAUCUUUAGAUCAGAACUUGUUCUCCUCCUGGGACUUAUGGUUCUUAUGGAGUUAGUUACUUUGAGGCUUAAAAUAGGGACUCUGCUGAAACAUGGGGUGUUGGCAGCUGUGGUAUGGGUUGGAGCCACAGUAUUGGUGGACUCGUGGUUCUGGCAGAGAUGGCUGUGGCCAGAAGGAGAGGUCUGGUGGUUUAAUGUGGUGCUCAAUAAAAGUUCUCAGUGGGGUACACACCCAUUCCUGUGGUAUUUCUACUCAGCCUUGCCCAGAGCCAUGUCCAGCAGCAUGGUGUUGAUUCCCCUGGGUUGUUACCUGGACAGGAGACUGGGGGUCAUUGCUUUUCCAGCGGUAGGGUUUGUCCUCCUUUACUCUGUCCUUCCACACAAGGAGCUGAGGUUUAUAAUCUACGUGGUGCCGAUGUUGAAUGUCAUUGCGGCAGUAGUCUGUGCUAGAUUAUGGAACAACAGAAAAAAGUCUGUGUGGAGUAAAUUCCUGGCCCUGGGUGCCUGUGGGCACCUGUUAGUCAACCUCUGUACCACUGGAGCUUUUUUGUAUAUCUCCCACCUAAAUUAUCCCGGAGGAACUGCUAUGUAUCGUCUCCAUCAGCUGGAGGCAGGAAAUAAAGUUGUACAUGUUCACAUAGAUGUGCCAACAGCUCAGACAGGUGUGUCUAGAUACACACAGGUGCAUCCAUACUGGAGGUACAACAAAACAGAAGAUCUAGAACCCGGAGGCAAGGAGAUGAUGUCAUACACUCAUCUUAUGAUAGGAACAGAGAGCAGUGAAAAUGGCAAACUAAAACCUUACAGGGAUACUCAUGAUAUAAUAGCGGAAAUUCCAGGCUUUGAGAGAUUGCAUUUGAAUGUUAAAUCUUUUCCACCUGUAAAAGUGAUAACCAGACCUAAGAUUUUUAUUUUGAAGAAAAAAUGAGGUCAUUCAUUCCAGUCUUGUUUUUGU
This is a messenger RNA of Lingula anatina, 1529 nucleotides long. Its product is annotated as dol-P-Man:Man(7)GlcNAc(2)-PP-Dol alpha-1,6-mannosyltransferase. Gene Ontology annotation, cellular component: endoplasmic reticulum membrane. The record is from RefSeq and is a predicted model, not a curated record. Gene Ontology annotation, biological process: protein N-linked glycosylation. Gene Ontology annotation, molecular function: alpha-1,6-mannosyltransferase activity. Lineage: Eukaryota; Metazoa; Brachiopoda; Lingulata; Lingulida; Lingulidae.